Molecule: messenger RNA, 732 nt
Organism: Saccostrea echinata
Lineage: Eukaryota; Metazoa; Mollusca; Bivalvia; Ostreida; Ostreidae
Exons: 2
Coding region: 1-732 (243 amino acids)
Source: RefSeq, a predicted model, not a curated record
AUGCUGAAUGAAAGUAAAACAGAUGUACCAAAUACCAGCAAUAAUUCAUCAUGGUCUGAUGUACCAAGUACCAGCAAUAAUUCAUCAAGUACCAGCAAUAAUUCAUCAAGUACCAGCAAUAGUACCAGCAAUAAUUCAUCAAGUACCAGCAAUAAUUCAUCAAGUAACAGCAAUAUUUCAUCAUGGUCUAAAGUUGCAACCAGUCAUCUAAUAGAAUUACACACCAUGCAUUCUGCCAAAUUCACAAAACCCUCUAUGAAAAAGAAGGAAGUUUGGAAGAUAAUUUGUUCUGAAAUGCACAACAGGGGUCUCUCUUUCACAGUGAAUCAAUGUGAACAGAAAUGGAAAAAUCUUACAAAAGCAUAUAGAGAUUGCGUUGAUCACAACUCAAAAUCAGGCAAUGAACGGAAAGAAUGUCCAUUUUAUAAAGAACUAGAAGACUGUUAUGGGUAUGAACCGAAUGUUAAACCCGUAUUCACUCUAGGAACACGCAAGGAGGAUGAAACCGAUAACGAAGAAUCAAAGGCAGAGUCAACUUCAAGUGACUGUGAUGUGACCCCCAAAAGAAAGAAGAGUAAGCAGGCAAGUGAAAUAGUAGAAAUCUUGGAUGACAUGAGAAAAGAACACAAGGAGAUGAUGAAGACACUGAAGGAACAACAUCAGAAGAAAAUGGAAAAUGAAGAAAAAAAACUUGAAAUAAUGGCUCAGUUGGUUGAAGCCAUGAAAAAAUAG